This is a messenger RNA of Pocillopora verrucosa, 1924 nucleotides long. RefSeq names its product serine/threonine-protein kinase pdik1l-A-like. The record is from RefSeq and is a predicted model, not a curated record. Gene Ontology annotation, cellular component: cytoplasm. Lineage: Eukaryota; Metazoa; Cnidaria; Anthozoa; Scleractinia; Pocilloporidae. Gene Ontology annotation, biological process: signal transduction; protein phosphorylation. Gene Ontology annotation, molecular function: protein kinase activity; ATP binding.
AUGGCCCAAACUUACCUUCCAACGCGGCUUCAAGUAGGUGAGAAAAUAGUAAAUAUCCAACAGCAACUUGGUAACGGCGCUUUUGGUGUCGUCUACAAAGUGAUAGAAGAAAGAACGUCCAAAGUGUACGCUAUGAAAGAUAUCCUUUGUUUGAAUGGUUCAGCCAUUCGUAACGCCAUCCGUGUAGCUUCAACACUAAACAGAAUCUCUCAUGAAAAUGUUAUUGCGAUCGUGAGUGUAGGCCAGUUUGGCGAUGGUGGAGGUCUGCAUAUGUUGCUUUUGACUGAGUAUUGCCCCGGCGGAAGCUUAAAUGAUCGCCUUGCUCGACCAAGCAGCGACCCACAAAAUCUGACAUGGAUGACCCAAACCGCAGAAGCUGUUGCCCACCUUCACUCGUGCAACAUAGUUCACCGCGAUCUGAAGGCAGAUAAUGUGCUCUUGACUGCAUCAGAAGAUGUAAAAUUGGGCGACUUUGGCCUUGCCCGUGAGUAUAUCGCAAUAAAACGAGCUGGCGUGGUACAGGAUGAUGGCUCGUGGCUGGCUAUUUACGAGCAAUACUACAUGCAAUCGAGAAUAGGUCCAAUCCACUGGGUAGCUCCAGAAUUUCUCCGCGGCCAUUAUACUGAAAAGGCCGACAUUUUCUCUCUCGGAACACUCCUCUUUGCAAUACUCGAGCGGGAUUACAUCGUGAUCGACGGGAAAGCCAUUUACGGGGCCUUCGUAAGUGUUCAUGAUAAAAGGAAGAUUGGCGUCGGCCUUGCGAUGGAGAGGGUUGAUAGGAAUACACGAAUUCAAUUUUCAAGUCACGCUUAAGGAUCAAACGCUCUACAAAGGAUCGUUUUAGAAGUGCUAAAGUACAACCCGUAUGAUCGACCGACCGCUCAGGAGAUUUGCAACCGUCUGAGGGUUAUUUAAUUAAGAAAGUGUAGAACCUGGCGAGUCUUCGACUGAGGCUGGCUCGAGCUGCUAAGCGUGUAAGUCUACCGAACAGGUGAACUAGCACUUACCUACCUGGGUACACGACCAGACAAGAAACUUAGAAGAGAACUUAAAAAUUAUACAUUUAACACUUGUCGUUUAAUGUAAAGCGUUGUCACAUGAUUGUUGGGUACAGGACUAAGUUACAAAAAUUAAGGUAAGAGGCAUGCAUAUAAGAAUUUCUGGAAUAUAUCUUGGUUGUGAGUUUCUAUAGGACAUAUAGGCGUCUUGUCAACACCGCUACAUUACAGUCCUUGUUGGCCCUUUUCUUUUUAUUAGCGUCUACUACAAUCUCUCGAAUUAGGCGACGAACAACACUUUAAGAAUCUUUAUGGUGAUGUCGGAAACAAAGAGCGCUUUAGUGAUAAAAAUUUCUCACCGAUAUUGCCUAUUAACAGUCUGAAAUUCAGAUCCUUUAAAUAUUUGUUUCUUCGGGCAACUUGACUGUUUUUUUCGGGCGACAUUUUUAAAAUUUCGGGCAACUUGACUCGGGUUUCAGGCAACAUGACUUCGGGCGAGAUGACUCUCGGGCGACUUGACUGUAAACCCAAAAAGGAGAUCAGUUGAACUUCAAAUCAUGAAAGAAUUCUUACUGACUAGAUUCCUAUUUUCUUAAAUUUUGCUCUCAUAAAGACAAUACAACUACUGAUGAUGAAGAUAUUUGCCCUUCCGACUGGCCGAAGGUCUAUGAAUUUUAUAUAAAUUGCCACAAAUGCACCACUACGUAGUCAAGGGUUUACGGUCAAGUCGCCCGAAAGUCAUCUCGCCCGAAAUUUUAUCGAGUGUUGUUUAAACUUGAAGAAAAGUAACAUCUUAAGUAAAUCACAAGGAAUAACCUCGUAAAAUGUUGACUCGUGAAACUCAGGUUGUUCGUUUCGCUGUCGUUUGAAAUCACGGAGAUAGUAAUCCUAAAAUAGAAAACGAAAAUAAAAAAAAGUCAGUCACA